Molecule: messenger RNA, 1818 nt
Organism: Diprion similis
Lineage: Eukaryota; Metazoa; Arthropoda; Insecta; Hymenoptera; Diprionidae
Product: putative sodium/calcium exchanger 7
Exons: 11
Coding region: 1-1818 (605 amino acids)
Biological process (GO): monoatomic cation transport; intracellular calcium ion homeostasis; transmembrane transport
Cellular component (GO): membrane
Molecular function (GO): calcium:sodium antiporter activity
Source: RefSeq, a predicted model, not a curated record
AUGGCCUCAGAUCUUCCGCCGAUUGUCGCCAGACAUGGUGGUCUUGAGGUAGAUGAGGACGAUUGCGGCUAUGUGUGGCAAAUCCCAGCCGCGGAAAGGUGCGAAUGGACGAAGAAAACGUCGGACUGUCUUACGGACGCGGCAAUACAGUACAUACCUAGUUUGUUCUGCGAAUUUUCAUCGGAGCACACAGCAUUAAUCACUCUUGGAAUUAUUCUGUACAUGUUGUGGCUCCUUUACUUGUUCCUCAUCCUGGGAACUACCGCCGACAAUUUUUUUUGCCCUGCUCUAAGUAUUAUCGCCGAGGUAAUGCACCUCUCGGACAACAUCGCCGGGGUGACGAUCCUCGCCUUUGGCAACGGAGCACCCGACAUCUUUACAGCCCUCGUCGCGCCCGCCGAGGAGACGGUGGUCAUGUUCAACGAGCUCAUUGGCGCCGGGGUCUUUGUUACCACGGUUAUAGCCGGUUCCAUAGCCGUCGUCCAGCCGUUCAGAGUAAGGUUUCGCCCGUAUAUCCGCGACACGAUGUUUUACAUCGGUGCCGUGUGCUGGAUAGCCUACGUUACAGGUGACGAGUCCGUCCACGUGUGGGAAGCCAUGAGUCUCAUUUUCGUCUACAUCGGAUUUAUCGUGGUUGUUGUCAUGGGGCAGGUGAUUGACAGCAGAAGAAACGUGACGGAAGGUCGAAUACCGAGCCUGUACGACCGAACCGUGCUGAAAACUUACUUGGAUAAUCGGGACGAAACUCUCAUCCCACGGCUACCCACACGCGCCAAAGCUGUCGGAUUACAAUCAAAACUGGACAUCGUGUUGGACGUCGAGCGGAAGAAUGUCUUGGCCAAGGACGAUACGAUGCAGGAAGCGAACGUCGACGAAGGUGCUUCUCGCCGACCCCACGGACUCUUUCGAGAAUUCGUUUUUGACGUCUCCCCCAUAAACAUGGAGGACUGGUCGGAGGCUUCAAAGUUGUCGCGCGUUUACAUAGUCCUUCGAGCGAUCCCUAUGGUCUUCCUCCAGUUCCUGAUUCCCGUAGUGAAUCAGACCGCGGCGAAACGAGGCUGGUCGAAGCUCCUCAACUGCACCCAGCUCUGCGUAACGCCCGUCGCCAUUACCUUUCUAUUCGGCGGUAAUGAUGAUCUACUCUCAAAACGAAGGAGUCACGAGUCGAAUGGAAGACCGAUUUGGUCGUACUCUAUUGGACCCAUUCCCUUGUACGGAUUGGCUUUGGUGGUCGGGAUCAGCACCGGGGUGUUCGCUUUCUUCGCAACUGAUUUGGACAGAAUUCCGAAGUAUCACAACGCAUUCGCGUUCCUGGGAUUCUUCGCAGCGAUGGCAGUUGUAUAUUUGAUAGCUCAGGAAGUCUACUCGGUUCUCCACACAAUAGGGACCGCUUUGACAAUAUCCGACAGCACUUUAGGAAUGAUGUUUCUUGCAUGGGGAAACAGCAUCGGUGACCUCAUAUCAAACGUGGCGAUAGCAAGACGGGGCUAUCCGCGAAUGGGGUUCGCCGCCUGUUUCGGAGGGCCGUUGUUCAACACCCUCCUGAGCAUGGGUCUGACCUACGGACUCGCUGCGGCGAAACAUGACAACCUGCGAACUCACGUAAGAUCCAGCGCCAUGGGCCCCGGGUGCAUAGCCUUUCUGCUGUGCUCACUUAUGGCCUCGGCCUUUUACCUUACCACAACCAGUUACCUCGCCCGACGAUCCUACGGCUUCAUGCUCUACAGCAUUUACUUCAUGUUUAUGGUGAUAUGCAUCCUUAGCGAGAUUGGUUUCAUUCACCCCCUGGGAAUAGAUGGGGCUAGUGUUCAGGCCUAA